This is a messenger RNA of Candoia aspera, 2663 nucleotides long. It is a transcript of the gene STN1, whose product is annotated as STN1 subunit of CST complex. Gene Ontology annotation, biological process: telomere capping. The record is from RefSeq and is a predicted model, not a curated record. Gene Ontology annotation, molecular function: single-stranded telomeric DNA binding. The transcript has 10 exons. NCBI's taxonomy places the organism in Eukaryota, Metazoa, Chordata, Lepidosauria, Squamata, Candoiidae. Bases 330 to 1436 code for a protein of 368 amino acids. Gene Ontology annotation, cellular component: CST complex.
UCGCCAACACCCUAUCCAGCGCCGCCUCCUCUCCCUACCGAACUACGCAGGCGCCCUGACACUCCCGUUUCCCAAGCUUUUAUCCCUUCGCUGUAAUUCUUUCCUUCGUUUGUAACCACCGGACAUUACGACAAUAAAAGGCGGGACAGAAACGCAAAGGAUGAAUUCUCUUCCUGUUCUUCUGGCCUGGCUUGCUUUGUCCGCGAGCGUGCCGCCUCCAUCAAAAAGCCAAUGAGAGCGCGCUGGUCUCUCUGGCGGACUUGCAAAUAUUUCAUCUCAACUUUAACUGAUGAUUGGUUAAUCUGUUCUUGGUGAUAAACUGUUUUGGAAUGUCUGCUGCAGCCAUCACAUCAGUAGAUGAGGUCCCAUCACUUUUGUGGGGUUUGAAUCCCGUCUUUUCAUCUUCUGCAAGAUUAUACAUUAAAGACAUAUUAGAAAUGAAUGAGUCUAAACAGGUUCCAGGCAUAUUCUUUUACAACAAACAUCCAAUAAGACAAGUGGAUAUUUUUGGCACAGUGGUUCUAAAAAAAGAAAAAGAUGCCUUUUAUAUUUAUGGAGUGGAUGAUAGCACAGGUGUAAUAAGCUGCACCUGCUGGAAAAAUGCUUUUGCAGAAAAGAAAAAAUUGCCAGAUUUUGAAUCUCAGCCUAGUACUUUAAGUGGCCUGAAUCUAACUGACUUGGUAAGAAAUCUCCAAAUAGCAAUUCACAAAAAAAUGAGGCUGGAAAUUGGUGAUCUAAUCAGAGUCCGUGGUUGCAUUCGAAUUUACAGGCAACAGCGGGAAAUCAAGGCCUCCAUGUACUAUAAAGUUGAUGAUCCUAUGUAUGAAGUUCAGAUUUCCAGGAUGCUAGAACUCCCCAGUCUAUAUAGGGAUAUUUAUGAUAAGGUAUUCCAAUUCCCAGAAGACACACAGAGUAAUCAUGGUGCAUCAGAUGAGCUGGGUUCUAUUAUGAUACUGAGUAAAAAAAUAAGAGACUUUCUGUUGAGGAACAAGAUUCAGAGCUUCUAUAAGCAGGAAUUAGAAACAGUUGAGGAUUUGCUAUUGUUGGCCAGAGAGGAUGGUCUCAGUACCGCUGUUGAGCAAGCAGAUUCCAAAGCUGGUUGCUGCUCCAGACUGAUUAGGGACUCAUUCAUGGAAGCAAUAAAGUUGUUGCAGAAAAAUGGUGUUCUUUUUCAGAAAUCAAAGACUCCCCAAAAUAUGUAUUACGUUACUGAACAGGAUACAGAAUUGCACAAAGUAACUCUUGAAGUUAUCAGAGCUGAUUGUAAGAGACCAAAAUAUGCUGAAAAAGGGUGCCACCUCCGUCACAUACUCAGUUGUAUUCAGCAAAGCUAUAAUCCUUGUGUCACUGAAGCUGUUGUCCGUUGUCUCCUUGAUUGGUUGGAGAUCAACAGUGAAGUUGUCACUACCAUGGAAGAAUACUACACAGUCUUUUAAUCUAAGAAAUACCAUGGUUGUCUGGAGUCAAACAUUAUCCACUGAUCUCUGCAACAUCAGAUUUUACUGUGUACCUGCUAAAACAUUUUUCUAAUUUAGAAGGUGAUGCCAGAUAAAAAUCAUUUUAUUUUGUGAUAUUCCCAGUAAAUAUUGUUCCCAGUAAAUGUUGUUACUGUUUGCAGGGCAAACAAUAACAUGUUACCGUUUUUUAAGGGCAGGAGGUACUAAGCACUGAUGUAAAAUUAGGCUGUGAAUGCCCUCUUGUGGUUGGAUAGAAGAAAAAAGAACAAACCUUUCCUUUGGACCACAUAGAUCAAAAGAGAGGAAGUAUGUAAAAGGAAGAACAGUUUGAUUUGUUUUAACUUUACUGCCAGAGACCAACAACACAAAAUUACAGUUUCAAAAAAGACAAUACAGAAAAGUGAAGAUGAUAAAAGGUAAAACAAAAUAAAAAAUAAUAUGUAGAAAUGACUAAGUUGAUUUAUCCAUGCCAUGAGGGGAAUAAGCAUGUAGGAUGUUUAAUAGUUACUAGCUGAGAAAUCCAAACCUUUAGUCUCCCAUUACCAAUUGCACAAAAUGUUACUACCUUUCUGAAUAUUUAGUAUCACAUCAAUCAAAAGAAAGAGCCAGUUUGGUGUAAUGGUUAAGGCAUCAGGCUAGAAACUGGAAGACUAUGAGUUCUAGUCCUGCCUUGGGCAUGAAUCCAGGUGGGUGACUUUGGGCCAGUCACACACUCUCAGCCCUAGGAAACAGGCAAUGGCAAACCACUUCUGAAACAUCUUGCCAAGAAAACUGCAGGGACUAGUCCAGACAGUUGCCAGGAGUAAAAAACUGACUUAAAGGUGCAAUCAAAAGAAGGCAAAUUUUCUCAUAGGACCAGCCACAACAGUUUAACUACAGUGGUGUUAUGAAGGCUCUGCACUCAGUUAUGUAAAAUGGACAGCACACAAUAAAAUACGAAUAACAGACUGAAUGCCCCUCAGUACACGGGCACAUAAUCUAUGCAUAUCAGCAUAGAAGAUAGGGAGUUAAAUCUCACCAGGGAGAAAACUUGACACACUCAAGAUAGUUAUUGAAUAAUUUGUGAAUAUAAUUGUUGACUAUUCCUCAUUUAGCAGAGAAUAGUAUUCUGGACACUGUGAAGGAUAUCAAAGAUUCAUUGUUUCAGUUCUGCAUUGGAUUGGCUCCCUCAAAACCUAUUAAACUGAGAACCUUUGUUGUCUAAAA